Messenger RNA from Capronia coronata CBS 617.96, 1287 nucleotides. RefSeq lists its product as uncharacterized. The coding region runs from base 1 to 1287 and encodes 428 amino acids. The transcript has a single exon. The record is from RefSeq and is a predicted model, not a curated record. Lineage: Eukaryota; Fungi; Ascomycota; Eurotiomycetes; Chaetothyriales; Herpotrichiellaceae.
AUGUACCGACCACAAGAUGACGAUCCUGAAGGUUGGAUUCACAGAGACAAGCUGGCCAAAAUUGAGAGUGAAGAGUUACAAGCUGCAGGAAUCAAUCUGGCGAAUGCACGACGCAAUGUGGAUAAUGUUGGAAGAGAUACGAGUCGUGGUCGACAGGGCGACGAGCGGCACCUGUCGGUCAAGAACGAAGAAGAUAAAGAUAAACGUCGAGUGGAGGAGACCGCGGAAGAGGAAGAGCAACAAGAACAGGAAGAGGAACGAUUAAAUUGGGAUCUGCGCACGCCAGACGAAAUCGCGGCUGACCUUGUGUCGCAGCAGCUCUCCGCCAACCCAAUUUCGAAGAAGUCGGGGUCCAAAAUCCCUGUCUUGACUUCAAGCCCAUUACCGAUACCACCAGAAAGGAUCGAGCGAGAUACUCCCAUAGUGAGGAAACGUACUAUUAGCAACAGUAUGAGCCCUGAGGAUAGUAUACCAGUCCUAAGAUCCCGAAAACGAAGGGGUAGCAACGGCAGUCAUCCUUUGCAAGAUGAUAUCGAUUCUCAAACCGCCACACCAGUCCCAACAAACGGUCACAGGUCGGCUUCGAAGACAGCAUCUCCUACCAAGACGAAACCAAAAGCUGCUCCAUCAUCACCUCCCAGCACAUCAGCUGCAAGGAAAGUAUCUAAUACGAACAGGAAACCAUCCGGCACUACCAAAGCAGGGACUUCGCCUUCGAUCGGCCAGAGACCCGGGACCAGAUCCGGAGAAUUGGACCGUCCUCGAACAGCGGUCAACCGGCCAGAAGGCGAUCCCCCCUGGCUUGCAACGAUGUAUAAACCAGACCCUAGAUUGCCUCCCGAAGAGCAAAUCAUCCCAACGCACGCUCGUCGACAGCAACAAGCACAGUGGGAACAGCAAGGAGCUGUCCCAACUACCUACGAUCGAAACUUUUCCCCUCUGGCCAUUCACACGGGCAACGGGUUGGUCAAAGCACCGUCUCCUAACCCACCUUCGUCUCCGUCGCCUGAAGGGCAAGAAGAGCACGAUCAGAGCUCGUGGCCAUUGAGACCGGUUCCAAGUCUGAGGAACUCGAGCAACGGCAGGCCUGGCACUGGAGGUAGUCUGAAUGGUGGGUACAGUACAAUGCCUCGCGUGACGAGUCCGGCGAUUGUCCAGAGCCCUAAGAUCGGCAACAUUUCAACUACCCCAGCUCAACCAGCGAGGAUGCAAGUCCAACGCAUGGAACCCAAUGAAAUGGAUGAAAAGGUCAAAGACAAGAGCUGUGGAUGUUGCGUCGUCAUGUAA